Messenger RNA from Paraglomus occultum, 477 nucleotides. The record is from the annotation of a GenBank genome assembly. Lineage: Eukaryota; Fungi; Glomeromycota; Glomeromycetes; Paraglomerales; Paraglomeraceae.
AUGAUUACUUCUGGUGGACUUGGCACAAUGGGAUACGGUCUUCCCGCAGCUAUCGGAGCCAAAGUUGCUAGUCCUGAUAAAAUUGUUGUUGACAUUGAUGGGGAUGCUAGCUUUUGUAUGACAGGAAUGGAAUUGGCUACAGCCGCUCAAUAUAAUAUUGGGGUGAAGGUGUUGGUAUUGGAUAAUUGUUUCCAGGGAAUGGUUAAACAGUGGCAAGAUUUGUUUUAUGAAGAGCGAUACAGUCAAACAGAAAUGGCCAAUCCUGAUUUUGUCAAAUUUGCAGAGGCAAUGGGCGUCAAAGCACUCAGGAUCCAUAAUGAGCAAGAAUUGCCGGAGAAAAUGAAAGAAUUUUUGGAAUAUAAUGAUGGUCCUAUUGUUUGUAAUGUUGUUAUAGAAAAACACGAACAUGUGUAUCCAAUGGUGCCUGCUGGCAAAGCUCUCCAUGAAUUUAUUGUACAUCCUGAUCUCGAUAAUUAA